AUGGCAACAAUAGUGUAUUCAUUUAAAUUGUACCUACAACAUUCGUUUUUCAAUAAUCCACAGAUUUUAUCCCGCGCAAAACCAGCUAGCGAUGGUAAAAUGGGUAGGAGCGAUUCUGCCAAAAAGCAAUUUCCCGAACUGGAAGAUUUCCUCAUGAAGAGAGAUUAUAGUGGAGCCAUCACAAUGCUCGAGUUCCUAGCGCACGAAGGCAACACAGAAGUGUGGGUGCCAGUGUGGAUAGCAUGGUGCCGCUUCCACCUGGGCGAGUACCGGCGAGCGUUGGACAAAUACUUGGAGAUACGCGACAGAGACAAUCUGGACUCACGCGUGGCUGACAAUAUCGCGUUGGACAUCGCUGUUUGCUAUUUUUAUUUGGGUAUGUAUAAAGAGUCUCAAGAAACUGUAAAAGAAGCGCCGAAUUGUGCUUUGAAGAACCGUCUUGAAUUCCACUUGGCCCAUAAACUAGGAGAUGAGGAGGCUCUCAUGCGGGCGCAUGCUACUUUACGUGAUGUACCUGAGGACCAGCUUAGCCUGGCCUCUGUCCAUUACCUGCGUGCGCACUACCAGGAGGCCAUCGAUGUUUAUAAGAAACUGCUUUUGGAUCGACGUACUUACAUGGCGUUAAACGUUUACGUGGCGUUAUGUUAUUACAAGUUGGACUACUACGAUGUGUCUCAAGAGGUUCUAGGAGUCUACCUGACGCAGCAUCCCACUUCCACUAUCGCUUCGAAUCUGAAAGCUUGCAACUUAUUCAGGUUAUACAAUGGAAAGUCUGCUGAAGCCGAGCUGAAGCAAAUAUCGUCAGAUCAACACACCUUUGGACAAGACCUCGUUAAGCAUAAUUUAGUUGUAUUUAGGAAUGGUGAAGGUGCUCUCAAGAUUCUCCCCGAGCUAGUGGACGUGGUGCCGGAAGCUCGUCUGAACCUGGCGGGCUACCGGCUGCGGCACCGCGAACCGCUGGAGGCGCGCGCGCUGCUCGAGCCGCUGCAACCCUCCUCGCCGCUGCACUACAUACUGCGCGGCGUUGUUGCCGUGCGGCUCUAUAAUGAGACUGGCGAUGAGGAGCAAAUGAAGUUAGCGCAACAAAGUUUCCACAUAGUGGGCAGCUCGGUCUCUGAGUGCGACACGAUCCCGGGCCGCCAGUGCAUGGCCUCCUCCUACUUCCUUGCGGGACAGUUUGAGGAGGUGCUGGUGUACCUCAACUCCAUCAAGAGCUUUUUCGUCAAUGACGAUACUUUCAACUUUAACUAUGCUCAGGCAAAAGUGGGAACAGGAUUUUACCGUGAGGCGGAAGAAUGUUUGCUUCAAAUUCAGGACGAGAACAUUCGCAGCUCGUUCACAUACCUGGCCUGCCUUUGUCGCUGUCACGUUAUGAAUAAGGAGGCGCACCUGGCUUGGGAGAUUUGUCUUAAGUCAGCAGGCACACCGGACAGUUUCGCGUUGUUGCAGCUGGUGGCGAACGACAGCUACAGGAUGGGACAGUUUCUCGUGGCAGCUAAAGCAUUUCACAUGCUUGACAGAUUGGACGGUGGUCCAGAAAUGUGGGAGGGGUUGCGCGGAGCGGUGUGCGGGUGCGCGCAGGCGGCGGCCGCUGACCGCGCCAACGCGGCGGCCGACCUGCGCGAUGCGCUCGCGCUCCUGCGCGGCCCGCGCGCACACCCGCGCGCCGAUCAUAUCGCACGACCUAUCGCAAAAUGGGCGCAGAUGAAUAGGAUAGCUGUUUAAUUCGAUAGGAGGUGCAGAUCUUGGUGA
Zerene cesonia (dogface butterfly) is the source of this 1752-nucleotide messenger RNA. It is a transcript of the gene Ttc26, whose product is annotated as intraflagellar transport protein 56. NCBI's taxonomy places the organism in Eukaryota, Metazoa, Arthropoda, Insecta, Lepidoptera, Pieridae. Gene Ontology annotation, biological process: intraciliary anterograde transport; intraciliary transport involved in cilium assembly. The record is from RefSeq and is a predicted model, not a curated record. Gene Ontology annotation, molecular function: intraciliary transport particle B binding; protein binding. Gene Ontology annotation, cellular component: ciliary base; intraciliary transport particle B; ciliary basal body. The transcript is spliced from 12 exons. Bases 1 to 1725 code for a protein of 574 amino acids.